CGAACAUAGCCAAUCUUCUUGAUGAUCAAUACAAAAGGUUCCAUUGUAAGAUAAACGGUUUUCUUGACUUUUAGAAGUCAAUGCUUCAUCUGCAGAUGAACAUCAAUUAAGCACAAAUCAAACAGCACAAGAACAAUCUAACGAGAUUAAUACAACUAUACCAACAAAAAGUGAUGGAACAGCUGAUAUGCGAUAUAGAGUAAGUAAAGAAGCUGUUGCUUCGGGUGACAUCGAACCUGAUGAAAAGCUAACAGAAGGGAGUGACACAAUGCCAACUGGUGAAAAUGAAGAUUUUUCAGGAGGAUCUACAUUAACUGAUAUUCCGACAAAAUCUGACGGCACUGCUGAUAUGCGCUAUACUGCAAGUCAAAAUGCUGUUGCAUCUGGAGAGAUUACUAGUGGUGAAGUACUUGCCGACAGUAACGAAUGUUCAUCAGGUGGAAUUGCUGAGUCUUCGUCAGGGAUGAUGGAUAGUGCGGAAAGCAGUGGUGGUCCUCUCAAAGCAGAUGGAACGCCGGAUAUGCGUUUCAGUGCCAACCAAUAA
This is a messenger RNA of Rotaria sp. Silwood1, 544 nucleotides long. The record is from the annotation of a GenBank genome assembly. NCBI's taxonomy places the organism in Eukaryota, Metazoa, Rotifera, Eurotatoria, Philodinida, Philodinidae.